CCUGCUGCUCUGCAGAAACUAUGUCCUGGAAAAACCACACAGGUUUUUACAUUUUGGCCAAAACCCGCAUAAUCAGAAUUAUAAGAGCACUGUGAUGUUUAAAGAGUAGAUCAGAAGAUGAUUGGAGUGGGACUUAAACACAUGACAAAGUAUUGCAAAGACAUGAAUGCUUUCUUCACAUCAAAGCCUCUGAUUUCUCUGAUGUCUCAUGAAAACGGAGAAACGGCGGAACCACAGAAAAUCCUGGGGUUGAAAGAAUGUUCAGUCGCUUCUGGACAGUGCAGAGGUUUUAUGGCGUGGGUCGCAUCUGCUCCGGGAUAAUGACACGGUAAGCCAAAUGGAACAUGAAGCACGUGUGUGUUUGUGUGUGUGUGCUGAUAUUUGUGUGGCUGUGAGGAACUAAUGAGUCUCCUAUGAGCCAUUAGCCAAACCUCAGCUCUGCUCUGCAAUUAGAAAAGGCAACACUGCAGAGCUCUUUAUCCCACUGAGCUUUGCUGAGCCCAAAGGUUCAGGACACUCAGAACCAUGCGUGACGUGGAGGAUUCUCUGCAUCCAAGCACACACAUCAUGAUGAAUGAAACUUCAGUUUAGUGUUGGGCUGCAGUGGAUGAUCUAAGACACCAGUCAGGGUCUGAGGUGUGCAGCUCUGCCUGCUGAAGUCUCCUUCUUGUGUUCAAGUUGCAAUGCUCUCUGGGAAAUGAGCAGCAGGGGGGGGCAGGAGUUCAGGAGCCUUUGGGUCAGCAGGUGCGCCGCAGACUAUUACUGUCUGAUCACUAAACCAAUUAUGGCAAAGCUCUCCGACCUGCUUCAGCUCUGAUCUCAGCGUUGCCAGUUUUGAUGGAUCCAUUUCAGCCCGAAGCGCGGGAAACUUCACGAUCUGGCAGAUAUAGGAGUUCAGAAAUUCACUAGAUGUUUGUCAGUCCAUCAAAAACCCGGCGGAGCUACUUCCGGUUUACCUCAUAAAUAAUAGUGGAAUUAAAAGCGCCUGAAGCCAUGACCCCCUCAUCGAGGAGGAGGAGGAGGAGGAUGAAGGGGGGGGGGCUGCGCCCAGAGAGGCAGAGUAAUCCCACAAAGAUCCCGCUCAGACAUCAAAGCUUCCGCGGCAAACGGAGUGACACCUCCCGGUGUGAAACCGGUUCCAGCGUUUUCAGAGUUUGGCACCAACAGCGGAGGAGCAUGAAGGAGGAGGAGAGGAGCAGCGGAGCGCGCCGAUGGACUCUCUCCGGCAGGGUGGAGGAGCCGCACUCCUGUUAGAAUGGACCUCCGCGAGGCUCCAGCGACCGAAGGAUGGCAGCGUCCCCCCCCCAGCACCUUCUACCCCAUCACCCACGCGCCGACCCGCGCCGGCUGUCCCACCGCCUCACCAUCGCCUCCUCCCUGAGCCUCCUCUGCUGCUCCUUGGUGUACCUCCUCUCCGGGCUGUGCGCCUCGGAACUGACAGACAGGAAUGAACUCAGGCCAUCCACGCGGGACCUCCUGGUACCGGGCCCGGACUGGCCUUAUGGGCGGAACAGAACCAGCUUGGUCAGCCUGGCUGGUGGAGAGGGCGCGCCUGGCAGCGGCCAGCCAGCGCAGGACUCGAACAGCUCGGGGAGAGAGUGGACAGCCUCUCGGAAGUUACCCCAGGCUCUGAUCAUUGGGGUCAAGAAGGGGGGCACCAGAGCCCUGCUGGAGUUUCUUCGGCUGCACCCCGACAUCCGCGCCCUGGGGUCCGAACCGCACUUUUUUGAUCGGCAUUAUGCACGAGGACUGGACUGGUACAGAAGCAUGAUGCCGAAAGCGCUUGGUGGUCAGAUCGUCAUGGAGAAGACUCCUCGUUACUUUGUAACCGUGGAUACGCCGGCACGAGUCCAUGCCAUGUCCCAGGACAUCAAGCUGAUCGUGGUGGUCCGUGAUCCCGUGACCCGAGCCAUAUCAGAUUACACACAAAUCAUUUCCAAGACCCCUGACAUCCCCCCCUUUGAGACGCUGGCCUUCAAGAACCACACCACAGGUCAGAUCGACUCUCUGUGGAGCCCGCUCUGGAUCGGCCUGUACGCUCAGCACAUGGAGCGCUGGUUGGCGUGGUUCCCCAGGGCACAGAUCCACCUGGUCAGUGGUGAGAGGCUCAUCUCAGACCCGGCUGGAGAACUGGGCAAGGUCCAGGACUUUCUGGGCCUUCAGAGGAUCGUCACGGAUAAGCAUUUCUACUUCAACAAAACCAAAGGCUUCCCAUGUUUGAAGAAACCGGAGGGCAGCAGCAAACCUCACUGCCUAGGAAAGACCAAAGGCAGGACGCACGUCUCUAUAGACCCAGAGGUGGUUCAGAAACUCCGAGAUUUCUACAGACCCCACAACCAGCGCUUCUAUCAGAUGGCAGGACAGGACUUUGGAUGGCAGUGACGUCUGAACGGGACGAUCUGCCGUCCCAGAGGGAGCCCACAUCGGAGCUUCCAUCCUCAGACCACAAGUCAAAAUAUUCAAGCACAUGAAUCCGUCAUGCGGUUCCAAAUCAAUCCCUUUGUCACAGAUAUGGUUACAGAGGCUGUGGUCGCUCGUGUAGCUUUUUUAGUCUUUAGUCUCAGGUUCUAGUUUUGCUCUAGUCAGAUGAUAAAGGAACCCACCACUUUCACUCCGUAACCCGUUCAAAGACCUUUGCCCCGUUUUUAAUUUAAGGUUGAAAUCCAAGAGAAGCCUUGUUUUGAAAGUACAAGCCAUCUUUCAUGUUUCACGCUUGAGCUCAGACACGACCUAAAGGCUUCAUGAAGUAAAACAUGAAGGCAGCAAACGGAUCCGGACGCCCCAGCACCACCUUAGGUCGACGUUCCCGCUGAAAAACCCGCCAGCUGCAACUGCUGGAGGACGAGUGGAGCCGAGCGAGUACCGAUCAUCAGAGCUGAAAGCAUGUUUGAGGACUUUAUGAAGGCUUCACACUUCUGCAUACAGGGUUGUUUGGUUUAGGUUUGCAUGCAUUUGCACUAGUUUGAAAACAAAAAUAAAAGUAUUUUUU
Oryzias latipes (Japanese medaka) is the source of this 2989-nucleotide messenger RNA. RefSeq names its product heparan sulfate (glucosamine) 3-O-sulfotransferase 3-like (gene hs3st3l). The record is from RefSeq and is a predicted model, not a curated record. Gene Ontology annotation, molecular function: [heparan sulfate]-glucosamine 3-sulfotransferase activity. NCBI's taxonomy places the organism in Eukaryota, Metazoa, Chordata, Actinopteri, Beloniformes, Adrianichthyidae.